Molecule: messenger RNA, 1508 nt
Organism: Saccostrea cuccullata (small rock oyster)
Lineage: Eukaryota; Metazoa; Mollusca; Bivalvia; Ostreida; Ostreidae
Product: glycoprotein 3-alpha-L-fucosyltransferase A-like
Exons: 2
Coding region: 263-1483 (406 amino acids)
Cellular component (GO): membrane
Molecular function (GO): fucosyltransferase activity
Source: RefSeq, a predicted model, not a curated record
UCUACUAGUCAAUAAUGCAGCAUACCGACGUAGCUCAGGUUAGUGUUACAGUGGAUGGGACUAUUAUUUGAACUUGAGAUAUAGUUUAAAAUUACAAUAUUUAUGAUGUACACUGUAUUAUGACUGAUUAUAUGAGUUACUCUCUUAAUUUCCUAAGUUGAUUCAUAAAAGGUUAUCUUAAGUUUGAGUACGUGCAGGUGAAAUGACCCUCGGUGUUAUCUAAGGUUUCAACGUUUUAUUGAAAGAUCAUUGGGUUUCCAAGAUGGAGCGACUUUAUCGAGACUUUUUAUUAGUUGUCAUCGUGUUUGUAGUUGUAACUGGUGUAAUUAAUUUUGCUUCCAUAUUUCGGUGCACCCCGAAGGAAAUUGUGAAAACUUUACCUUGUGUGAGGCACAUUUCUAAGUGUGCACCAAAUACCGAUCAAGUAAAGGAGAACGUGUUAUCAAACUUAACAGUACUGUGGGACACAACGUCAGGUAAAGAUAGGAUUUAUGAACAAAUAAAUUACAAACCGGAAGUGGAUUUAUCUCGUAAUAAGAUUAUAUUGAUAAGCGGAAGUGGAGAUUUUGACGUUCCAAGAGGACAAGAAAAGUUUAUUCAGGACAACUGUCCAAUAAGAAACUGUGAAAUUCACAGAGACGAUAAUCAAAAGCGAAAAGCCGACGCUAGACUUUUCAAUAUCAUGAUAAGUUUUAAUGAAUUACCAAUGUUUCAGAGGGAUCCAAAUGAAAUAUGGAUUCUUUAUAUUUUGGAGGGUCCAUUAGCUACACCUGAUUAUUUCUUGUUGGGUGAUGUAUUUAACUGGACAGUAACAUAUCGUCAUGAUUCAACUAUUGUAGCACCUUACGAAAAAUGGUUACCAUCCACAGAAAGUAAGAAUAAGACAGUACCGAAAAAUUAUGCAGCCGGGAAGAAAAAGCUAGUAGCAAUGUUUGUGUCUAACUGUGACACCAGUAAUAAUAGAAUGGGGUAUGUCACAGAGCUGCAAAAGUAUAUUCCUGUAGACGUAUACGGGGCUUGUGGAACUAAGCAGUGCGACAGAUCUGUGGAAUUGGAUUGUUUUAAAAUGUUGAAAAAUGAUUAUAAAUUUUAUCUAGCUUUUGAAAAUUCCAACUGCAGGGACUACAUAACAGAAAAAUUUUUCCGGAAUGCUCUUAUGAAUGACGUGGUUCCUGUGGUUAUGGGAGCGCACCCCGACGACUACAAAAGAUCCGCUCCACCAAAUUCUUACUUGCACGUAGAAGAAUUUGAAUCUUCUCAACAAUUAGCGAACUAUCUCAAGUCGUUAGAUGCAAACGACGAACUUUAUAAUGAAUAUUUCAAGUGGAAAGGAACAGGGGAGUUCAUAGACACUAAAUUCUGGUGUAGAUUAUGUGCAAUGAUAAAUGAUAUUAAUAAACCAAAUCUCGUCGUACGAGAUCUUUCAUCUUGGUGGAAAAAACCGGAAAUUUGUAUACGAGGUGAUCAAAGAUGGCGAAGGUGACCAUAUCGAAUCUAGCUGCUUUUAU